Eutrema salsugineum is the source of this 1071-nucleotide messenger RNA. RefSeq lists its product as uncharacterized. The transcript has 6 exons. The coding region runs from base 43 to 927 and encodes 294 amino acids. NCBI's taxonomy places the organism in Eukaryota, Viridiplantae, Streptophyta, Magnoliopsida, Brassicales, Brassicaceae. Gene Ontology annotation, molecular function: protein binding. The record is from RefSeq and is a predicted model, not a curated record.
UUAAAAAAGAAUCACUUUCAUAUCAUUUACAAGCUUGUUACAAUGUCACGACCAAUACCAAUCGAACAAAUGGUGAGUUCGUUCAAAUCAUAUAACAGAACAACUCACUUGUUCAAGAUAGACAACUUCUCUUUAUUCAAGAAGCAUAAGAUCGAAAUGGUCGAAUCCUCUGUUUUCGAUCUCGGGGGUCACAAAUGGAAACUCGUUGUGUACCCAAAUGGGAAUAAGAAUGGAAAUGGUCAUGUCUCCAUCUUCUUAGAGAAUCAAGCUUCAAUAGAUGUUAAGAUCGACUUUGAGGUCUUUGUCAUCUGUCAGAGAAGGCCAUUUUGGCACACUAGUGGAAAAAGGAGCUUUGGUACAUCAUCAAUACCGCAAAGAGUUGGGACUCUGAGUUCGAUAUCUCUUGCUGAUCUUGAGAAAAAAGGAUACAUUAUUGGAGAUUGUUGUAUGUUUGGUGCCAAGCUUUAUGGGUUUGAACCUGGUGAACCCGCAACAGCGGAAUGUUUUAGCCUAAUUGAGAAGCCUCUCAAUCACAAAGUCACUUGGAUGAUGACCAAGUUCUCGUCUUUCGACCCUGAAAAGUUCCAUCAGUCCAAUGAAUUUGUUGUUGGAAACCGGAAAUGGAGGAUUGAAGUUCAUCCAAGAGGGUUUAAGUGGGGAAAAGGCAAAUCAUUUUCUGUGUAUAUAUUGGGACGAGGGUUCAUCAACAAUGCGCCAAAGACAAAAACUUUUGCCAAAUUUAAGCUUCGUGUAUUGGAUCAAGUGAACCGGGAUCAUGUUGAGAGAAAAGGUUGGGGCUGGCUUGACACAGAACUGGGAUUUGCGGAUUUCAUGCCCCUAGAGAAAAUGGUUGAGCCAUAUUUGGUCAAGGAUAAACUGUAUGUGGGAGUUGAGUUUGAAGUCAUUUCUGUGACUAACUGUUGUUAGCUUAGCUUCUUAGCUUUUCUACGUCUCAUGUGAAUUAAAAUACAUGCAAGAAGUUUAUAUCAUGUGUGAAUAGAAAUGGUGGAAAACAGUAAGUUGAUGAUCUCGACAAGAAUGCUUUAUUAUUUCAUAAGAGGGGCAGAGGGC